Messenger RNA from Tetrapisispora phaffii CBS 4417, 2082 nucleotides. RefSeq lists its product as uncharacterized. Gene Ontology annotation, molecular function: ubiquitin protein ligase activity. NCBI's taxonomy places the organism in Eukaryota, Fungi, Ascomycota, Saccharomycetes, Saccharomycetales, Saccharomycetaceae. Gene Ontology annotation, biological process: protein ubiquitination; ubiquitin-dependent protein catabolic process. The transcript has a single exon. The record is from RefSeq and is a predicted model, not a curated record. The coding region runs from base 1 to 2082 and encodes 693 amino acids.
AUGAUGGAAUAUUUUAAUGUUUCUAAUUAUAAUACCGAUGUUGUUUUGAAUUAUUUUAAUUCCUUUUCUUUAAAUGGUACUUUCAAUGAAUAUAAUGCUACUAAUUAUGAAUUCAUAACACAAUAUAUACAACGAUAUGGUGUUUUUCAAUCCAUCUAUGAUUAUUUGAUGAAUGGUUUAAUAAUUCCAAUUUAUUUAGUCUUUCAAAGGAUUUUUCAAGUACCAAAUUUGUUGGAUUCAAUUGUAAGAGUUCUGCUUUAUUUGUUCAGCAAUUAUGCUGCCGGUCUAAUUAUAUCAUACAUUUUUAUUAAUAGGUUAAUUGUGAUGUCCUCAUUGAGAUCUAAUACUAAUAAAGUAGUUCUUCCUAAAUCAUCGAAGUGGUUAUUACACCUCUCUGCUAUUGUUCCGCUAUUAUAUUUACUAUUACAAUCCUUGACACAAAUUAAUUUCGUCAAAAUAGAACACAUUAAUGCACUACAUACUGAUGUCUAUUUACCAAUGACUUUUGCAUUAUUAUUGUAUUCUCAAUGCAUCGAGUUUUUUUAUAAUUUUACUACAAAUAGUAAAUUACUGGAAAAAAAUGAUAACUCAACUCUAGAAUUGUCAUUACAAUUAUACACCAUGAAUGCAUCCUAUGCAUUAUUUCAGAAACAAUCUCAUGGGUUUAUAUCACUUGAUAUCGAUUUUAUUAUCAUUGAUAGAAUAGGGAUCCAUAUAAUAGAAUUAUUUGGUCUCAGAAGAUAUAGGUUGUUAGAGAAUUCAGCUGUUAAUAUUACCCAAUUAUUGGCAUUGCUAUAUGAAUCAUCAAUAUAUGGAAUAUUAUCAAUUCCUUUCUAUACAUUAUUCAAGUGCAGUACAAAAAUUAUUUCAUUAUUUACUAUUUUAUUAAUUUUUACUAUCCAAUGCUUAAAAUGGUUUGUCGAAUACUUAUCUGCCCCAUUCAUCAAUCUGAUAAAAUCAACACAAAACUCUACAAUCAAUAAAUCCCCAAUACAUUUAUUUACGGAUAUUAGAAAGAAUUUAUAUUAUGAUCCAGAACAAGAGUUCAUUUCGUUCUUAUACAAUCUAUUAUUACUAACCUGUAAUGGAGGUAAUAUCAUAUCAACUGAUACAGACAGUUUCAUUUUACGCGGUGAGGAAUUGUUGAUGAAGGACUCAGCUGCUUCUAAAACUCUCCAUAUUCCCGAAUUAAAUAAUAAAUUUAUGGUUAGCGGCUAUUUAAACGAAUUAUCCACAAUUCCAGAUGAUUUGAUUUUAUCUUCUUCAUCCGCCAACACACUUCCUGCAAAAAAUAGUAAAAACCUUAGAGGCAUAUCAUCAUCUAUUAUUGUAAGGAUAAAAAUGAUAUUUACAAUUGUAAAAAAAUUAUGUUUAUCAUUUAUGUUUUUUGGUUAUCAUAACAAUAACCUUAUUAAUCAUACCUUAAAGAAUAAAAAACCAACCAACAAGAAGUCAAAAGAUUUAAAUUUGUAUAUAACCGAAAAAAAUUAUACAAAAUUCUUAACGAGACCAGCAGAUGACGCAAAUAACAAAUAUCGAAACUAUUUGUUACUACCGGAUGAAGAUGUAACAAGAGAUUUUGAUCUGGAGUUAUUUCAAGAAUUGAAUGAUAAAUACAAUAAAGACAAGCAUAUAAAGUACGAAUACUUAAAAGACGAUCCUGAGGAAUUAAAAGAAGAACUAGUAAGUAUUUUAAUACCAGACAAUAAUGAGCAACCGAAUUCAUCCCACUUACCACAAAUAUGGGAAGGCAUUGCGACUAACAUGCGACUAACAAGAUCCCAGUUUGGAUCAAGAUAUCCAGAAAGAGUAUUUGAACAAACUGUUCUAGAACGUCGCCAAUUUUGUCAAACACUUAGUCAAGAACUUUCAGAUCCUGUCAUCGAUGAGUAUGAAGAGGAGGAACAGUAUUCGACUUUAUGCCUUAUCUGCAGGUUUAAUAAACGGUCAAUAAUCCUAUGGCCUUGUAGAUGUUUAUCUUGUUGUGACAUGUGCAGAGAUUCAUUAGGGCACAAAGGGUUUCAGAAGUGCUUUACUUGUGAUUCUGAGGUUAAUGGAUAUAGUAUUGUACAUAAUGUUUAA